Messenger RNA from Carcharodon carcharias (great white shark), 1200 nucleotides. RefSeq lists its product as uncharacterized. The record is from RefSeq and is a predicted model, not a curated record. NCBI's taxonomy places the organism in Eukaryota, Metazoa, Chordata, Chondrichthyes, Lamniformes, Lamnidae. The transcript has 6 exons. The coding region runs from base 305 to 1078 and encodes 257 amino acids. Gene Ontology annotation, biological process: innate immune response; inflammatory response; regulation of apoptotic process.
GGGUAGAAGUGAAACUUAAAACAGGGCACAUCAACAGAGUGCUACUUUAAGGCGCCUUGUUUUGUUUUAUCUGGUUCCUUAUCUAAACAAUAGUGGAUUUAUUGCUGUGAUAAUCCUUUGAGCAAAAGUAUUCUCACAGGGUAGAAAGAUCAAAUGACUCCUGAACAACAAAGUGGAAUGAUUGAACAACAUAGAGCUUCAGUCAAUGAGAAGCAUUGGAGCCCUCAGGUGUCUCCGUACAAUACAACUUUUAAGAGGCCUGAGGACAAAGACUGAAUGGUUUGCAAUUCUAUAGGCAACCGACAUGGAGGAUAUUCGACGAUCAAAACUCAAUCUUGUUGCAUGUUUAACCCAUGAUCCAGAUUUUAUUCUGCAAGUUGUGCAAGAGAAUAUGCUAAUUGCUCAGCGAGAGUAUCAAAAGCUGAAGGCAGAGAAUGAUCCUGAGAAAAGAAUCAUAAAUCUUCUUGAUAUUGUAAUUGGAAAAGGCAAUUCAUCCUGUGAGUCAUUCAUCCGUGCUCUGCAGAAAGAUAACGUUAAGGAGACUUACCCAAAUCUAAUAGAAUGGCUUUCAAGUAGAGAGCAAGUUCCUUCAGGUGCUGAUCUCAGCGGUCGACAGAUCAUUUCUGCUAAUGUUCAUGUUAGUGGAGGUUCCUUUAUGGUGUGUCCCAUAAUCCAAACUCAUCACAUCUCAAGUACCUCAAGUGUCAGCAUGCCUGUAAAUUUCAACUCACCCAGGAAUAACAAGAGUGUGGGAAACAAUCUGCCUUUAGGUUCCACAAAGGAAAUAAGUGUCAAAGAGUUAGAGGACAGAGUGACAGACAAGAAAUCAUUUCUGAUACACAACUGGUCAAAUCUCGUUCAGAAAGUGAAAAAUGUUGAUGAACUUGCAGACCGAAUGAUGGGGAACGGCCUCACCAACGAAAUGUAUUCCAAAAUCAUGGCCUGUAAAACACCUGAAGAGAAGAUGAGAAAACUUCUACAAUACUCAACAACAACUGACGUAGCUUCAGGUCAUCUGUUUAUAGCACUGUGCACCUUGCAUAAUUAUAUCAUACAAGAGCUUACUCAAAAAGGUUAACAUCUUCUUCUAUCUGAAGUUAUUGUAUUUUUACGUAGCUGAAUGUUGUGGCUUAUUUUUAACCAUGACUGAUUCCUAGAUUACAAAGAACGCUUUAAUAAAGUUCAGUUUUCCAGCCCCAA